Ilyonectria robusta is the source of this 2076-nucleotide messenger RNA. RefSeq lists its product as uncharacterized. Gene Ontology annotation, molecular function: NADPH-hemoprotein reductase activity; FMN binding; flavin adenine dinucleotide binding. The record is from RefSeq and is a predicted model, not a curated record. Gene Ontology annotation, cellular component: cytosol. The transcript has 3 exons. NCBI's taxonomy places the organism in Eukaryota, Fungi, Ascomycota, Sordariomycetes, Hypocreales, Nectriaceae. Bases 1 to 2076 code for a protein of 691 amino acids.
AUGGCUCUCGAUUAUUUGGAAAUAAUUCUGCUUUCAAUAAUCCUCUUGGCGACCACUACAUACUUUCGAAAACGGAAAGCCUCGCCUGCAGACACAAAAUUCCUCGCAAAUGGCCACACAAGUGUCGGCGGUGGCGAAGAAGGCAAGACAAGGAACAUCAAAGACACGCUGGACCAGUCUGGUAAGAAUUGCAUCAUAUUCUAUGGAUCACAGACUGGCACUGCCGAGGACUACGCCUCAAAGUUGGCUAAGGAGGGCAAGAGCAGGUUCGGGCUCGAAACGAUGAUUGCCGAUCUGGACGAGUACGACUUCGACACCCUGGAUACCAUUCCUGAGAACAACAUCGUCAUGUUCGUUCUCGCCAGUUAUGGAGAAGGGGAACCAACCGAUAAUGCCGUCCGGUUCUACGAUUUUAUUACUGGGGACGAUGUUGCCUUCUCUGAAAGCAAAACCCCGCCGUUACAAAACAUUGCGUACGUUGCAUUUGGCCUCGGAAACAACACCUACGAGCACUAUAAUGCCGUGGUUCGCAACGUAGACAAAGCCCUGGAGAGGUUGGGCGCGUCUAGAAUCGGCGAAGCAGGCGAGGGCGAUGAUGGUGCUGGGACGACCGAGGAGGAUUUCCUCGCCUGGAAGGAACCUAUGUGGUCAGCUCUAACCAUGAAGAUGGGUCUCACCGAGCGCGAGGUUGUUUUCGAGUCAUUGUUCAAAAUCAGGGAGCGGACAGAGCUCACGCCUCAGUCUUCCGAGGUUUAUCUUGGAGAACUGACUAAAUCACAACUGGAAAAUACUGCUCAAGGCCCCUUUGAUGUGCACAACCCAUUCGUUGCUCCAAUAGCAGCAUCUCGAGAGCUAUUUUGUGUCGAAGACCGAAACUGCUUGCAUAUCGAAGUUGACCUUGACAAAUCUGGCCUCACCUACCAGACGGGCGACCACAUUGCAAUCUGGCCCAUGAACCCCAGUGGAGAGGUUGAUCGAUGUCUCGAUAUUCUCGGUCUCACGGAAAAGAGGAAUACUGUCAUUGGUGUUGAUUCCUUAGACCCAACCACCAGAGUGUUCUUCCCAACUCCAACGACAUACGACACUAUCGUCCGCUAUCACCUUGGGAUUUGCGGCCCUGUCUCUCGUCAAUUUGUUUCGAACCUUGCUGUCUUCUCUCCCGACGAGAGAACCAAAGCUGAGAUGAAAAAGCUGAGCAGUGAUAAAGAAUACUUUCACAAGCAGACGGACGGCCACUUUUAUACCAUCUCGAAAUUGCUAGACAUGGUUAGCAAUGGCGAGAAAUGGACCAACAUACCUUUCUCUGCAUGGAUUGAGGGUCUGACGAAACUACAACCUCGGUACUACUCUAUCUCAUCAUCAUCUCUGGUCCAGCCCACGGUGGCUUCCAUUACCACCGUUGUCGAAAAGAAAGCAAUUGAUUGCCAAGAGAACACGUUUUAUGGGGUUGCCACCAACUAUUUACUCUCCCUCAACCAAAGACAGAAUUCAACUCCUAGUGCGGAAGCUUUGGGCCCAACAUACCAGAUAACAGGACCGAGGAAUAAAUACGAGGGAAUUCGUGUGCCUGUCCACAUACGUCACUCUAAUUUUAAGCUGCCCUCGGAUCCGUCAAGCCCAAUCAUAAUGGUAGGCCCUGGAACUGGCGUUGCACCAUUCCGUGCUUUCUUGCAGGAAAGGGCCAAGCAAGCCGAAGAAGGUGUGCAAGUUGGCAAGGCGAUUUUAUUUUUUGGGUGCAGGAGAUCAACCGAAGAUUUUAUCUACCAGCCGGACUUUGAGUCAUACGCAAAACGUCUUGGCGACAGAUUUGAGCUUGUCACAGCCUUCUCGCGAGAAAGUCUGGAGAAAUUCUAUGUCCAGGACCGCCUCAAGGAGCGAGGAGUCAAACUCAACGCUCUCCUCCAGCAGGGAGCCUACUUUUAUGUUUGUGGCGAUGCUGCAAAUAUGGCCAAACAAGUCCAUGAUGUUCUUGUACAGCUCAUUGAGGAUCACCGCGGUCUAUCGAGAGAAGGCGCAGAAGAGAUUGUAAAGAACAUGAGAUCUUCAAGUCAAUACCAGGAGGAUGUCUGGUCCUGA